This is a messenger RNA of Maniola jurtina (meadow brown), 1941 nucleotides long. RefSeq names its product probable cytochrome P450 9f2. Lineage: Eukaryota; Metazoa; Arthropoda; Insecta; Lepidoptera; Nymphalidae. Gene Ontology annotation, molecular function: heme binding; oxidoreductase activity, acting on paired donors, with incorporation or reduction of molecular oxygen; monooxygenase activity. The coding region runs from base 97 to 1677 and encodes 526 amino acids. The transcript is spliced from 10 exons. The record is from RefSeq and is a predicted model, not a curated record.
GUUAUCAGUCAACUAAAACAUAUCCUCUGCUCAGUACAUACGCCAUCAAUGACAAACAAACACUAGGAUCUAUUACACCAGUCGCAUCCAAACAAAAUGAUCGUCGAAAUCAUAGUCUUCCUGAUAACUGCUAUAUUAGUAUACUAUUUGUACCUGUACAAAUGGGUGCAUCACUAUUUUGACAAAAGAGGUGUGAAGUACUUGCCCGGGGUACCGAUUUUUGGAAAUAUUUUAAAAUCUACGUUUCUGAAAAAUCAUGCGGUUGAUGAUUUGGAUACGGUGUAUCGAGCUUUCCCGGAUGAAAAGUAUGUAGGCUACAUAGAAGGUACGGCUCCGAUCCUCCUAAUCCGAGACCUGGAGCUGAUGAAAUCCAUCACGAUCAAGGAUUUCGAUCACUUCGUCAACCACAAGCAAUUCUUCUCUGAGGAGAUUGAACCAUUGUUUGGAGGCAGCUUGUUUAUGAUGAAAGGUGAAAGAUGGCACGAUAUGCGCACCACACUGAGCCCUGCUUUCACUGGCUCCAAGAUGAAGAAGAUGCUGCCGUUCAUGACGGAGAUCAGCGCCAACAUCGUCAACCACUUGAAAGGUCGUAUCGGCGAAGAUAUUGACGUCGAGGACCUGAUACGUCGCUACACGAGUGACGUCAUCGCAUCCGCCGCCUUCGGACUGCAGGUCGACUCGGUGCGGGACAAGGACAACGAUUUCUACAAGACUGGCCAGCUUCUGUUCAAGUUCAAUUUCUGGCAGCAGUUUAUGUUCUUCUUUACGGCUAUGUUUCCUAAUUUGUCUAAGAGACUUGGCGCUAGAGUGUUCCCGGCUAAAACAAUGGAAUUCUUCAGCCACCUGGUGUCGAGCACGAUGGAGUACAGAGAGAAGAAUAACAUUGAGAGACCCGAUAUGAUACAGUUGCUAAUGGAAGCUUCUAAAGGUGCAUUAAAAGAUGAUAAUGAUGCAAGCGACAAUACGUCACCCACCGAUGACACGUUUAAACCAAAAGCAGUACAGAGACAGUGGACUCAAACUGAACUGGCGGGCCAAGUUUUUAUCUUCUUCGUAGCCGGCUACGAGAGUUCUGCUACAGCCCUGGUAAUGUGCGUGCACGAGCUGACCAUCAACCCCGAUGUCCAGGAGACAUUGUACCAGGAGAUCAGGAGCUUCAAGGAGAAGCACGGCGAACUGACAUACGACAACCUCACUGCUUUGAAAUACUUGGACUGCGUGUUAUGCGAAACGCAAAGGAAAUGGGCUGCUGCUCUUAUCAUGGACAGGGUUUGCACUAAGCCCUAUGAGUUACCCCCGCCGAGGGAAGGCGGCAAGCCAGUGCAAUUAAAUAAAGGUGACAUAGUCUUUAACCUAGUGAACUCGAUCCACAUGGACCCGCAAUACCACCCCAACCCCACUAAGUUCAACCCGGACAGGUUCUCCGAAGAAAACAAGCACAACAUCAAACCCUUCACCUAUAUGCCCUUUGGCAUGGGACCUAGGAACUGCAUUGGGUCAAGAUUCGCCCUUAUGGAGCUGAAAGUUUUGAUAUACGACCUCGUGCUGAACUUCAAGUUUGUGAAGUGUGCGAAAACCAUGGACCCCAUCGAGCUGAAGCCGCAUCCUUUUAACAUUCAACCCAAGAACGGAUCCUGGAUUCGGUUAGAACCUAGGACGGCUGUUGCCGAUCGAUAGUUGACCAUCAAUAAUUAUAUAUCCAUAUUCUCAAAAAAAAAGGAUGUGAACAAAGUCGCGGGCAAUAAGAAAUCUAAAAUAAAAAGAACAUUAUGUUUAUAUUACUAUUUUGUAUAAUCUUGUGCUAUUUUCUUAUAAGAUCUAUUGUUAUUCUUGUACCAAAUUGUGUUGUUUUUUUGUUUAGAUAAAUAAUAUAAGGAAUUAUAAAAAUGUAUCUAGAUUGCUGCAAGCGGUUGAUUGAUAAUAAAAAUAAGAAAGCCACAA